Nerophis lumbriciformis (worm pipefish) is the source of this 1122-nucleotide messenger RNA. The record is from RefSeq and is a predicted model, not a curated record. Lineage: Eukaryota; Metazoa; Chordata; Actinopteri; Syngnathiformes; Syngnathidae.
GGCGUCGUCAUGGAUUUGACGCGGUUGGCCGUGGACGCCGGCCAGUUCAUCAACCGGGCCGUCCAGUACACUGGGGAGAGUCUUGGCCAGGCCGAGAAGACUGACUUGGACCCCGGUCUGGAGGAGCUUCUCGGUCAGAUUGAUGCUACCAAGACAUGGACAGACCUCAUCGUGUCUCAGACGGAGGCUGUUUUGCAGCCGAGCACAGCCGCGCGACUCGAGGAGCGUCUAUACGAGCAUCUUGACUGGCCCGCCCCCACCCGACCUCGCGCUCAAGAGCUCCUGGGAGAGCAAAUGAUUCAAGCAGGGCUGGAGAUGGGAACCAACAGCCCUUAUGGAACAUCGCUGCUGAGGUGUGGCGAGGUUCAGAAGCAGCUCGGCGAAGCCCAGAGGAAGUUCGCCCAAAGCGCCAACAUCCAUUUUCUCAGUCCUCUGCGACGCUUCGGCGCUUCGGAAUACAAAACCAUGCAGGAGGAGCGCAGGAUGUUGCUGAACAAGCGCCUGGACUUAGACGUCGCCAAAAGCAGACUGAGGAGAGCGCAUGAGGCCGAACAAGAGUCCAGGAACCUGAACGCAAACCCGUUGGAGGACGACUACUUUUCGUCUCACGUGUCCUACAUGUUCAGAUUCAUGCGUGUCCGCUGGAUGAAGAUGUGGGCGCAGGAGAUCUCUCAGGCAGAGACGGAGCUGAGGAUUUGUGAAACUUUGUUUCAUCGUCAGACGGAAAUCACCCGACAGCUUCUGGGAGAAAUUAGCAACACCCACGAGAAGCACAUGCAGAGCCUGAACGACUUUGUGGAUGCGCAGAUGUGUUACUAUGCUCAGUGCAAACAACACGCCCUGGAACUUCAGAAACAGCUAGCCAGCAUUCCGGCAGUGCUGUGCUCAAACAAGUGGCAGUCAUCCAUCUCUAACGGAGCGUCCAAUCAUAGCGAGCCAUCCCCCGCUGAGCAAAAUGGACUCGACUCCUCCAUCGUUGUCGUCCACCACCUUCCAGAAUUUGACCAAGACUCUUGGACGACAGAAGGUUGCACUAACAACAACAACAACAACCGAGAACCUGAUCACACCCAUACAUCGGAACGGGAACAUCCGCCAUCUUGUGAGCCCACCUCUCCCUAA